AUGUUUCUGGUACUGACGUUGUUCACUGGCGUCUUUAUUUUGUGGUGUCUUCAUUUACGAUUUUCAAGGGAAGGUAGACUCAUUGCAAAAAUUCCUGGCCCCCCUGGCUUACCAAUUCUGGGCAACACCUUUCAGUUUCUUGGCUCCUCUGACGUAUUAUUCAAAGCGACAAGAGAGUUGUAUAAAACUUAUAAAGGUCUUAUACAGUUACAUGCGCUUAAUUUCCGCUGUGUGAAUGUUUACGAUCCAGAAGACAUAGCGAGGAUACUUUCGUCAUCACAGCUCAUUGAUAAGAACGUCCCGUAUAAUUUCUUAAGGCCAUGGCUUAAUAAUGGACUCCUUAUAAGCUCCGGUCAGAAAUGGCUUCAUAGGCGAAAAAUGUUGACACCAGCUUUUCACUUGAACGCUUUGAAGAGUUUUUUAGAAGUAUUUGUUGAAAAUGCGGAACAAUUUCAAAAAUCAGUUGAAUCCGAACUAAGAAAUGAAAAAACCAAUUUGUACCAAUUGAGAAGAGAGUUCUGGGAGAAAAAAGGAACAAUUUUUGAAGAAAACAUAAAUACUGGUGCAAAUAAAGGACGUAGUGCAAUGAUUGACUUACUUUUUCAAAAUGAGAAAAUGAAAAAAAUUGACGAAUCUGGCAUUAGAGAAGAAGUGGACACAUUUCUUUUUGCGGGUUACGAUACAAUUUCAACAACGCUAACAUUUUUUAUAAUGAGAAUUGCAAAUGAACCGGCGAUACAGGAAAAAAUUCAUGAAGAAAUUGAGUAUAUAUUUGGAGGUUCCGAUCGACCACCUUCACUCGAAGAUCUUAAUAAAAUGAAGUAUACUGAAUGUUGUAUUAAAGAGAGCUUACGUAUCUAUCCCAGUGUUCCAUUUAUAUCACGAUAUAUCAAAAAAGAAAUAGUUCUAGGUGGUUACAAAAUCCCAGCAGGAACUCAAGCCAGCAUAAUGAUAUAUGAUUUACAUCACCGUGAAGAUAUAUAUCCGGAACCAGAAAAAUUCAUCCCAGAGCGUUUUUUACACAGAAAUCAAGUUAAAAACCAUCCUUACGCAUUUAUUCCAUUUAGUGCAGGGUACAGAAACUGUAUAGGUCAGAAAUACGCAAUGUUGACAAUGAAGACGUUGAUAUUAAGUUUGUUUAAAAAGUUCCGUGUUGAACCAGUGACUAAAAUGGAAGAUAUAAUCCUCUGUAUGGGUAUAACUCUUCGGACAACACAUCCCAUAUAUGCCAGUUGCCUCAAUGAAAGUGGUACGAAAAAACCUAGACCAAAAGCAAUUCAAACGAAAUAUUUACAAACAAUCAGCGAAAAAAGAAAUUCGAACGACAUCACAGAAGACCUUAUGGAAGUAGUUUCCUCGGAUAUGGAUUUAAACGAAAGAUAUAACAAAAUAGUAAACAAGCUCAAAGAACAGGCAAAAAUCUAUUUUUCAACAACAAACAAUCAAGACUCAAGAAUCUUAUCUAAGUGA
This is a messenger RNA of Melitaea cinxia (Glanville fritillary), 1470 nucleotides long. RefSeq names its product cytochrome P450 4V2-like. Lineage: Eukaryota; Metazoa; Arthropoda; Insecta; Lepidoptera; Nymphalidae. The transcript is spliced from 10 exons. Bases 1 to 1470 code for a protein of 489 amino acids. The record is from RefSeq and is a predicted model, not a curated record. Gene Ontology annotation, molecular function: heme binding; monooxygenase activity; iron ion binding.